Molecule: messenger RNA, 1008 nt
Organism: Scylla paramamosain (green mud crab)
Lineage: Eukaryota; Metazoa; Arthropoda; Malacostraca; Decapoda; Portunidae
Exons: 3
Coding region: 13-597 (194 amino acids)
Source: RefSeq, a predicted model, not a curated record
CAGAACACAGCGAUGGAAGGCAGCAGCGGAGACACAAUAGCCUUUACGGGUCAGGACGAGAGCAUGGCAGUGGCGGCGAUGGCAGAGGCAGCUCGCUUUUACGUGUACGCUUACAACACCAGCACUCUAGUGACCACGGCGGGCCUAGCGCUGGGAAUCUUCUUCAUCGUUACCUCUAUCGCUCUCUACGCCUAUUACUACUCCAGCGCCGACCAGUCCAAGCGUUCUGACAGGAGUUGGGAGCAAGAGGGAGGGAAAGAUAACGGCCUUCCGGACACGUCUCGAGUGGUGGGCGUGCUGGGGCUGCUGGAAGAGGCGUGGGCGGGCUACGGCGUGAAGGAGCAGGCGUGUAGGAGACGUGUGUCCUGCGAGGCUGAGCUGUGGGUGUCCCAAGGGGUGACCAUGCCGUCAGCUGUCCUAUUGUCUCGUCUGAUUGGGCAAAUCACGUACGACGACCUAGUGGAGGUGUCCGUGAGCAAGGCGACCGAAGUAUGGGCGUUACGUCAGGCAGCGGAGCGCGGCAGGGCGGAACGUGACUGCCAGGCGUACGAGCAGCAGUGUCCCCACGUGUCCAUAACGAGCAUCCGUAGAAAAUGAGGGUUUGGGACACGGAAGGGAUGACGGACUGACUGACUGACUGACCUACUCUCUCUCUCUCUCUCUCUCUCUCUCUCUCUCUCUCUCUCUCUCUCUCUCUGGCAGGGUUAUUUUUCAAUUGUCAAGUUUCCUAUCAUUAAUUUACUUGUUCAAUGGGGUCUUUUUUUUUUUUUUUAACUCAUAAUAGACCUGCCUAUUCUCUGUCUUUCUCUGUCCAUGUCUGUCUGUCUGUUUGUCUGGCGGUCUGUCUCUUUCUCUGUCUAUUUAUUCUUUGUCGUUUCUGUUCAUCAGUUUCGUUGUUCAAUGGUGUCUCUGGUUUUACUACAUAACGGAUCAGCUUAGUCUCUCUCUCUCUCUCUCUCUCUCUCUCUCUCUCUCUCUCUCUCUCUCUCUCUCUCUCUCUCUCUCUCA